Anneissia japonica is the source of this 1706-nucleotide messenger RNA. RefSeq names its product zinc finger C2HC domain-containing protein 1A-like. The transcript has 10 exons. The record is from RefSeq and is a predicted model, not a curated record. NCBI's taxonomy places the organism in Eukaryota, Metazoa, Echinodermata, Crinoidea, Comatulida, Comatulidae. The coding region runs from base 121 to 1182 and encodes 353 amino acids.
CUAAAUGUUUUUUCGAGAGAUGCAAAGAGAAGUGAAAAAGGAGAAGAUAGUGUUUUGGUUGUUAUUUGCAUGGAGCAUGUAAAUUAGUAUUACUAAGAAUUUGUGUACUUAGUAGAAGCAAUGGAUGAUGAUGAAUAUGAAGAUCGGUAUGUCACAACAGAUGUUCAGCCUUGUGCAAGUUGUGGCAGAACAUUUGUACCUGAGACAUUGGUAAAACAUGAACGAAUAUGUUUCAAAUCAAACAGCAAGAAACGAAAGAUAUUUGACUCAUCUAAACAAAGAGUUAGUGGACUUGAAGUAAAGCCAGUGAAACAAAAAGCAAAUCAAAGCAAGUUGCCACUAUCUAAAUCAAAAACCAAUUGGAGAGCAAAACAUGAAGAGUUCAUAUCCACGAUGAGGGCAGCAAAAGAUGUCACGAAAGCAAUCAAGACUGGAGCAGAUUUACCACCACCGCCAAAACCAACCAUAAAUCCAGAUUAUGUAGAGUGUCCAAGUUGCUCUCGUCGGUUCAAUAACAAUGCGGCUGAGAGACAUAUUCCAUGGUGUAAAGAAAAACAGAAACGAAUAUCACACCCAGCUAAAAAGUCAGAAGGUUUUAAGAUAAGAACUCAGUACAAACCACCAUUACCAGGGGUUAAGAAGGGAUCGCCGAGUGGACCAAGAACAGGAUUGGGAAUGAAGGGAUCUAAGUCAUCCCAUGAAGUUGCUUCUCUUUCGAACGGAAUGGACAAUAUGCAAAUGAGCAGAAAACCAGUGAAUGGUUUGAAUCUAAAGAAAAGAAGUAACAGUUUAGACCGCAAGACUACUUCAACAAGAGAAACUGCAGGACAGAGGAGAUCAAACAGUGGGGGAAACAGGAUAAGUAGGUAUGCUGAUUCAGACUACGACGACGAUGAUCGAUUUGGUUAUCAGAACUUGAAUAAUAACUCAUAUCGUAAGGACAGUAGACAUAGUGUACUGUCACCUGUUGACAGCUGUGGCAGAUCUAAGAAUCCAUUUUCCUCGACCUCAACAUUACCGUCAAUACCAAAAGUAGCUGGGUCAAGCUCAUCAACGUCAUCUAGACAGAGCUCUGGUGGACGAGCGUCACGAUUUUGUCACGAGUGUGGAACACGUUAUCCUGUUUCUAACGCUAAGUUUUGCUGCGAGUGUGGUAUGAAGCGAAUGUGGAUUGAGGAAUGAAGUUCAUUGUUGUAGUCAGUUGGUAGGAAAGUAUCCCAGCGAAUGCUAAGGGUGUUUACAUUUUCAACAAGCAUUGUUGUGACUUAGGCAGCUGGGAUUGCUACUCCAACUCCUGAUGCUUGGGUGAGGCUUUGACUUAGAUUCAAUAGCUUAUUUUUCUUGAUUCUCUUAUGAAAUUGCUGUCCUAAUAUAUCAUGUAGAAUAACCAAUACAACAAUACUGUACAUAGUACCUUGAUUCUUGAUCUUCCAGGGAAAAACCAAGUAUUUUAGAUUGUAUCAAGUAAUAUUUUACUAUACAAAAGUAACUUCAUCAGUAGCUUUUGUUGGAAGUAAUAGAGAAAGUAACGAUAAUAAUAUACAAAUGCCAAACAUUAUUGUGUUGACCAGUUACAGUCUCAUUUGAGGCAUGUUGUGGCAAAAUGGCUAAGUUGUAGCAAAAAUUGAAAUUCAAGUUAUUGGUAUUUUCAGAUACCUGAAUAUGUGAUCUUUAAAGUGAGGGGUCAUUCAUUGAAAUUGGACAUU